Messenger RNA from Zophobas morio, 603 nucleotides. It is a transcript of the gene Alg13, whose product is annotated as UDP-N-acetylglucosamine transferase subunit ALG13 homolog. Bases 1 to 555 code for a protein of 184 amino acids. Gene Ontology annotation, biological process: dolichol-linked oligosaccharide biosynthetic process. NCBI's taxonomy places the organism in Eukaryota, Metazoa, Arthropoda, Insecta, Coleoptera, Tenebrionidae. The record is from RefSeq and is a predicted model, not a curated record. Gene Ontology annotation, molecular function: hexosyltransferase activity. The transcript has a single exon.
AUGUUUACGCUUGCGGAAUGUGAGGUUAGUGAUAAGAGUUUUGUUAUUAUGGCCGGUAAAAAAGUCUUUGUGACUGUGGGGACCACCAAAUUCGAACGACUGGUUGAGGAAGUGUCCAAAGAUGGGGUUUUGGAAGUUUUGUUUUCGUUGGGGUACACGGUCGUGCAGUUUCAAGUGGGUACAGGCGCCUUCAAACAAAAAUCUCAUGAGAAAGUCGAGCUAAAGUACGACUCUUAUUUUGAAAAUUUCUCUGAAGUAGUAGAGGCGUCAGACUUGGUGAUUAGUCACGCGGGGGCUGGUACGUGUUUGGAGGUGUUAAAGAAGCGAAAACCCCUGAUUGUUGUUAUCAAUGAGGACUUAAUGGAUAACCACCAGACGGAACUGGCGCACCAAUUAGCUAAAGAUGGGUAUCUCCAGUGUUGCACACCAUCCACUUUAAAAAAUGUUUUGCUUGAUAAUAAAACAAAUUUCAAGCCAUACCCUAAACCAAACGCAGCCACUUUCAGCCACUAUUUAGACAAAUGCAUGGGUUUUGAAACAACACAAUGUACAUAGAUCUUUAUUACAAACAAUAAAUUACACUAGUUUUUUCGCUUCAAAGAA